ACCGAAAUAUACGAAACGAAAUAUAAGGUUGAAAUUGAGCGACUCGAAGGCGAGAAGGAUGACCUGGGAAGACGCAUCGUAGUGCUGCAAGAAGAACUAGAUGAGAAGGAUCGGGACCGCGAUCGUCUGAACGCCGAAAUUUCAGAACUAAAGCGCAAACUGCAAACGGAAAUUGAAAAGAUCCGAAAUGAAAUGAAAGCUUUACAGGACAAAUAUCGCAUUGAUUUUGAUGAGGAAAGAGACGGCCAUCAGAAGGUUUGGUUUAACACUGAACCUGCCAGGCACCACUCUGUGAAGUCAGCGGAUCAGUAA
Molecule: messenger RNA, 312 nt
Organism: Gongylonema pulchrum
Lineage: Eukaryota; Metazoa; Nematoda; Chromadorea; Rhabditida; Gongylonematidae
Source: the annotation of a GenBank genome assembly